Messenger RNA from Contarinia nasturtii (swede midge), 1064 nucleotides. RefSeq lists its product as uncharacterized. The coding region runs from base 88 to 912 and encodes 274 amino acids. The transcript is spliced from 2 exons. The record is from RefSeq and is a predicted model, not a curated record. NCBI's taxonomy places the organism in Eukaryota, Metazoa, Arthropoda, Insecta, Diptera, Cecidomyiidae.
AAAAGUUGUACUCAGCCUGCGUAACUCAGGCAUUAUCGAACUGAAAAAUAUAUCGUAUCAUUUACUUUUCAAAUAAAACGACCAAAGAUGGUGGAUCGACGAUGUUUUACAUUGUUAUUGGUUGGGUUCGUCAUUUGUGAUCUCUUCGUUGUAAAUGUCAUCGGUGUUGAUACUGAACAAAAGAAGAAAAGUGAAAAAAAGUCGAAAAAAGGUUUCUACUUCUCCGCUCAAUGUGGAUUUGGUUGUGGUAAAAAUAAUGAAGCUAUGGAGCCUGUACCUCUAUCGCAAAUAAGAUCAUCGCCAUCAACACCAUCGGCGCUUUCACGUGCCUCUUUACUGAAAGUAUCCGAGAAAGAUAAGAAUUUAUUGUUCCCUUUGCCACGUCCAUCGAAACCAUUACCAGAACCACAAUUACCGUCAUCUUCGCACUUAACGCAAACACAUAAACAAUUCGCUCAAACCAGUGCAAAUCCAAAUUCGAUGCCAUCGAAUUUCAAACAAGAAUCAUCAUUACCAUCAUCGGCAUCGAUCGCAGUACCACGUAAACAAUUUACUGAAACCAGUCCAAAUCCAGGCUCAUCGGCUUUCAAACAAGUGGAAAGCCAACCUUUUGCAAAGGGCAGUGGUCAACAAUUACCACCACAAAGAUCAGCUCUACCACUUCCACCACUUCCACCUCUUCCACCAAGUGCAAAUGCCAAAAAAUCACAUAAAAUUGCACCAAGCCGUUUUAAAGACCCGUCGUCCCUCGUGUCGCAAAGAGUUCAACAGGUUGAGGAUCGCAUAAAAAUGAAUAUAAAUCCAUUGCUGGUGCCAGUGCCUUUGAAUCCACCAAAAAACAAUCUUGGCAGGCCGAAACCAAAUCACUUCGAUGUACCACGAGUACCAGAUGAAAAUGGACAAAUUUUAUAAACAUUUAUACAUCCUUUUCUUGCGUUUUCGAACAAAACGCUUCAAAUUAGAUUCUCAGACACUUAUCUAUCGCUCCAAAACUCCAAAAUUAAAUGAACGUGUAAAAUUGUAUUUCUGAAAAUAAAAGGUUAUUGAACUUUCCGGGAGAAAAA